AUGUAUGCACUUACACAGCCGCUGGUUCCUUUCAAGUCAAGCCUCGCCGGCGGCCGGCGGUCAGCCGGGAAGUUCAUCAAGCUCCGGGAGGCCCAUGUCCCCGGUUUCGGAUCACGGCCCAAUGGGCUUGGAUCAGUCAGAGCCGUGAUCAGCGGUGGUGACAAGGCUACAGUGGAAGAAGAAGCUUCAACUUCUUCAUUGCAGAGUAAAGAGAUUAGUGGCGGCUCUGCUUCUUCUUCUCCGAUUCAAGUGAAGGCGGUGGUGACGAUCAGAAAGAAGAUGAAGGAGAAGGUGACAGAGAAGAUUGAGGAUCAGUGGGAGUUCUUUAUUAAUGGGAUUGGUCAGGGGAUUAUGAUCCAGCUCGUCAGUGAAGAAAUUGACCCUGUUACUAAUUCAGGGAAGGUAGUGGAAUCUGCUGUGAGAGGCUGGUUGCCAAAGCCAAUACCAUCGGAACAUUCACACAUAAUUGAGUAUGCUGCUGAUUUCACUGUCCCAAGUGACUUUGGGUGUCCUGGAGCUGUUCUUAUUACUAAUCUCCAUGGGAAGGAGUUUUACUUGUUGGAGAUUGUCAUUCAUGGUUUCGAUAAAGGCCCUUUUUUCUUCCCUGCAAAUACUUGGAUCCAUUCUCAAAAGGAUAACCCCCAAAAUCGAAUCAUCUUCAAAAACCAAGCAUACCUGCCUUCACAAACACCUCCAGGGAUUAAAGAUCUUAGACAUGAAGACUUGCUGAGUAUUCGGGGCAAUGGGAAAGGCAUGAGAAAACCACAUGAUAGGAUUUAUGAUUAUGAUGUUUACAAUGAGUUGGGGAAUCCUGACAAGAGUGACGAACUAGCUAGGCCGGUCAUUGGUGGCAAGGAGAGGCCAUAUCCACGGCGCUGUAGGACUGGCCGGCCUCCAUCCAAGUCAGAUCCUCUUUCGGAGAGUAGAAUUGAGAAGCCCCAUCCAGUUUACGUGCCUCGUGACGAGACUUUUGAGGAGAUUAAGCAAAAUACUUUCUCUCGUGGGAAGUUGAAAGCCUUGCUCCACAAUCUGUUACCAUCUCUAGCUGUUAGAUUGUCAAGUUCAGACAUACCCUUCAAGUGCUUCUCUGAUAUAGAUAAGCUAUAUAAUGAUGGUCUCCUCCUCAAAGAUGACGAUGACCAGAAAGAAUCCAUUCUGUUUUCGGGAAGCAUGAUGAAAAAAGUUCUUAGUGUUGGAGGACAGUGGUUGAAAUACGAAAUCCCUGCUAUUAUACAAAGGGAUAGAUUCAAUUGGUUGCGUGACAAUGAGUUUGCCCGACAAGCUUUAGCUGGAGUCAAUCCAGUGAACAUUGAGAUUUUGAAGGAAUUUCCAAUUCUCAGUAAGUUAGAUCCUGCAUUUUACGGCCCUCCAGAAUCCGCUAUCACGAAGGAAUUGAUAGAGCAAGAGCUCAAUGGGAUGAGUGUAGAAAAGGCUAUUGAGGAUAAGAGACUGUUUAUACUUGACUACCAUGACAUAUUAUUGCCAUUUAUUGAAAAAAUGAACUCUUUGCCUGGAAGAGAAGCCUAUGCCUCAAGGACUGUGUUCUUCUAUACCAAGGCUGGUUUUUUGAGACCUCUAGCCAUAGAGCUUUCACUUCCACUAACACCUUCAUCCCCUCACAACAAACAUGUAUAUACUCAUGGGCAUCAUGCUACUACACACUGGAUAUGGAAGCUAGCCAAAGCUCAUGUUUGCUCCAAUGACGCUGGCAUCCAUCAGCUUGUCAAUCACUGGUUGAGGACUCAUGCUUCCAUGGAGCCGUAUAUAAUUGCCACUCAUAGGCAACUUAGCUCAAUGCACCCCAUCUACAAGCUACUUCAUCCUCACAUGCGCUAUACGUUAGAAAUUAAUGCACUGGCAAGGCAGGCUUUGAUAAAUGGAGGAGGAAUAAUUGAGGCUUCUUUCAGUCCGGGAAAAUAUGCCAUGGAGGUAAGCUCGGCAGCUUACAAGAGUAUGUGGAGGUUUGACUUGGAGGCAUUACCAGCUGAUCUUAUUCGAAGAGGCAUGGCUGUGGAAGAUCCUUCAGAACCGUGCGGAGUAAAACUUGUAAUUGAAGACUAUCCAUAUGCUGCAGAUGGUCUCCUUGUAUGGUCUGCCAUAAAGGAAUGGGUAGAAUCUUAUGUGGAACACUUCUACUCCGAGCCAGAUUCUGUGAUAUCAGAUAUUGAGCUUCAAGAUUGGUGGAAUGAGAUCAAGAACAAGGGCCAUGCUGACAAGCGGGACGAGCCAUGGUGGCCUAAACUUAAUACCAAAGAGGACUUGUCUGGUAUACUUACAAUAAUAAUUUGGGUUGCUUCAGGUCAACAUGCUGCCAUCAACUUUGGCCAGUACCCUUUUGGCAGUUAUGUCCCAAACCGUCCUACCCUAAUGAGAAAGCUUAUUCCACAAGAAGAUGAUCCUGAUUAUGAGAAGUUUCUUCAAAACCCGCAGCAACGGUUCCUGUCUUCCUUGGCAACAAAACUUCAAGCUACCAAAGUAAUGGCUGUUCAAGAUACUUUAUCAACUCACUCCCCAGAUGAAGAGUACUUGGGACAGGUGAAUCCUCUACACACCCAUUGGAUCAAUGAUCAUGAAAUUUUGGAGUUGUUCCACAGGUUUUCGUCUAGACUAGAGGAAAUUGAGAAGAUCAUUGACAGGAGAAACAAAGAUGGUCAUUUAAAAAACAGAAGCGGAGCAGGAAUUCCCCCGUAUGAAUUGCUGCUACCAACCUCAGGACCUGGGGUAACUGGUCGCGGAAUCCCCAACAGCAUUUCUAUCUAAUUGCUUUAGCUAUGCUGUAGUUGGUUCUCUUUUGUUAUUUCUAGUGAUCGUUGGUGCUUACCGUUUGCUUUGCAACAAGCCUGUGUAUGCAAGCAGCAUAGAAUGUUGAAAUGCAUAACGAUUUGUAUUUCAACGAGUAGGUGAAACAAUCUUAUCUAUUGUACUUCCUAUGUAAGUAAAAACACCAGGACUUCAAAAUAAUGAAUAAUCUUUGGUCGGUGUAGCAAGCAGAUUUAUACUGUAGAUCCAAAUGUGACACCAGAAGAAAGAAACUGGAAUUCAUAACUUGGACAAUGCAAGUUUGAUUAAUUCCUUCCUCAAUAGUUUACCUUGUGCACUCUUUGGAACUUCAUUG
This is a messenger RNA of Fragaria vesca subsp. vesca, 3115 nucleotides long. Its product is annotated as lipoxygenase 6, choloroplastic-like. The coding region runs from base 1 to 2760 and encodes 919 amino acids. The record is from RefSeq and is a predicted model, not a curated record. NCBI's taxonomy places the organism in Eukaryota, Viridiplantae, Streptophyta, Magnoliopsida, Rosales, Rosaceae. Gene Ontology annotation, biological process: lipid oxidation. The transcript is spliced from 9 exons. Gene Ontology annotation, molecular function: protein binding; oxidoreductase activity, acting on single donors with incorporation of molecular oxygen, incorporation of two atoms of oxygen; metal ion binding.